Molecule: messenger RNA, 1628 nt
Organism: Cercospora beticola
Lineage: Eukaryota; Fungi; Ascomycota; Dothideomycetes; Mycosphaerellales; Mycosphaerellaceae
Source: RefSeq, a predicted model, not a curated record
CUCGACGUACAUGCCUUCUCAACUCUUCGCAUGUAACCCGUAGCAGCUGAGAACGCAGAACACAGUCAGCAUGGCCUCAGGAGCCAGCACACCGCGAUCUCGUUCGCGAGCCAAAAGAUCAACAACCAACCUCGCCAACCUUCGACUCGCACCUCUCUCAACCAAAUACGAAGCUUCUAAAGGCGACCUGCCUGUCAAAAGCCCUCUCAGAACGCCCUACGAUGCAGAGAGCGAAGCAGAAUAUGUCCGGAAGCACCCGAGCUAUCUACAAGGACAAUCUGCGCCCACCACACCUGGCAUAUUGAGCAGGAGCAACAGCAAGAGACAUCUAGGUGGUGGGCUGAGCAGAAGAGGCAGUCUCUACGAUACCGGCGAGGACGCAGAUGUGGAGAGCGAUGUCCCAAACUAUGCUUCCGGCCCAGGCAGAGAUACUCUACGCGUCGACAUUGGCUCUGGACAGAUUCCCAAAGCCAAAAGUGAAGCUGCUCUACACGGCCAACAACAUGAACGGGAUGCACGGAAAGCCGCACACCGCCUGUCUGGUCCAGGCGUACCUCUACAUCCGCAGCAACGAAACAACAGAUACAACCCUCGCGGUCGCAGAAGCGGAGCUGCGACACCUACGCAGAAACGCCAUGACACCGAUUUAUCCGCCGAUAGCUGGCUCACACACACGAGUGCCAUGACCAGUGCUCUAGUACGUGAAGACAAAGGUCAAAGUUGGAUGACAACGCGGCAGACAUCCACAUCCCUUGCUCCGCCUACCGACUCAGAAGACGAUGACGAGGAUGAUAAUUACGAAGAAAUGGCCGCUCUUGCAGCUAGUACGGCGAAGAUGCAGCAACAAAGUUCUUCAUAUAGCUACUCUGGCUACGCGUACGAAGGAGGCAGUCCUGUGUCAACCAGACAAAGUCGCAGUGCAUGGGGCAGUCGCUAUGGAUCUCGACCUGCUAGUAACAGGACAAGUCGCUUAGCAAGUCCUGUGGGCACCAGAACGCCAAGGAGAUUCUCGUCUGAUCGGCCUCAGAACGUAGGGUACUUUGACAAUUAUGCGGGUGGUGGUGCUAUGGCAGAGGAGGAUGAGCAGCCAGGGUUUGUGAAGAAGGAGGACACGCGUGGCGAAGAGACGGAGGAAGAAGAGAAAGAGAUUGCGAGAUUAAGCCAGACGGAAGGGUUUGGCUUGGGCAAUGUUGUUGAUAAAGUCAUGAAUUUUCAAUUAUUUGGUGGAAAUGAGGGGGCAGAGACGACAGACGAUGACGUUGAUCCUGAUGUUGCCAGAAGACCUGAGAUGGACGGUGCGGUAGGUGAAACGCCAGAAGAGGCGAAGAGGAGGAUGGAAGCAGAAAAAGAAAGAAGAAAAGAGGAGAAAGAUAAGUUGACGAAACAGCGUGCUCCUGCACCGCUAGGUGAAGAUGGCAAAACGGCUGCGGGAGAAGUGAGUGCAGGCUGGCAGGAUGCGAGUUGGCUAUUGAGCGUGGCAGCGAAGGCAUUGUUCUGAGCCUUUUGGCAAGUCCAAUGAGAGGCAACAUGAUUCGGCGCAACUCAGGAAAUGGAGAAUGCGUCAAUGGGAAAAUCAUUCCCAGCUUAUUAUAGCAAUAAUCUUGAACUACGACAUGAGUACGACACCG